UCUGUGAUUCGUUGCUCUCCACUGGCUCAAAGCUAAGCCAAGCUAAGCUUAGGCUAAGCUCUGAGUCCAUACCUCAGCAAACGUCCACUCACUCUUCAAAGUUCACCUACACACCUAAAAAAUAUACUGAUAGAAAAAAGCUUCUCUCUCUCUCUCUCUCUCUCUCGCAACUUUACCACUCUUUUCUGCUUGCCCAAUCAUUACUCUCCUCACCCACGCCACUUCAUCAUCGACCAGCUAGCAUUCCUUUGCUGCGGCAACCCCUCCAUUCCUCCACCUACUGCUGCUCGAAAUCACUCACUCUGAAACCUACAUUUGAACUCUCUCUCCAACUGUGCUGCUGCUCCCGUCAAUCUCAACUCCCCCAUUCCCCGAUUCUUCAGUCAUUCUUGAAUCGGGGUUGCUCCUGCUGCUGCGGUUCAGUUCUUACUGCUUCAGCUCAGUUCAUCGUCGUCGCCCUCUGGGGAACAGCAAAAUUUGGGAGGAUUUGGUGAAUUUUAGGGAUGGCCCGUUGCUAUUAGGGUUUGAUCAGCAGCAAAGGUGCGAACUUUGCAGCGCAGGGUUCGUAAUUCUGCAGGCAAGACAUUACCCAUCUGAACCCUAGAGGUGUAAUCUUGCAAUGUCGGGCCCACCUCGAGUCCGGUCGACGAACAUUGCCGAGGCAGAGCCCCCGCGACCGGUUCUGAGACCGGCGGGGAACAAUGCGCCCUCCAUCAACUCUAGAAAGCCAGCCUCGAAGCCCAGCAAGAAGUCAGCAGAGAAACCUCAACAGCAAGAACCGGACGCCAAGGACAAGAAGGUAAUUUCAUCCCCAUCAGGGCCACGGAAAUUGGGCAGUGUCCGGGCGGUUCUGCAGCAGCAGGAGAUGAAAGUGGGGUCGAAUUUAGCUAUGAAUGCGUCUUGUUCUUCGGAUGCAUCAUCAUCCGAUUCAUCACAUAGCCGUGCCUCGAGCGGAAAGCUGGUGAGAAGAAACUCUGGGAUUGUUUCUGUGAGGAGGAAGCAAUGCAGUCCGAAGGCAGAGAGUGUUGAUUGUGUGGUGGGGUUGGAGAAGGUUGAGGCUGCCCCUGAGGAUUGUGGAGGUGUGGAGUCCAUUGAUGGCUUGGAGGGCAAGAAAAGAUGCCCUUGGGUCACAGCCAACUCGGAUCCAAAUUAUGCUGCUUUUCAUGAUGAAGAAUGGGGAGUUCCAGUUCAUGAUGACAAGAAAUUGUUUGAAUUGCUGUGCUUAUCAGGCGCCUUGGCUGAACUGACAUGGCCCUCAAUUCUGACCAAAAGACACAUAUUUAGGGAAGUUUUUUUGGACUUUGAUCCGGUCGCUGUUUCAAAACUGAAUGAGAAAAAAAUAGUUGCACAAGGAGGCCCUGCAAGUGCAUUGCUUUCGGAGCCAAAGGUUCGAGCCAUUCUAGAAAAUGCGCGUCAAUUUUGCAAGGUCAUCGAAGAGUUUGGUUCCUUCAAUAAGUACAUCUGGAACUUUGUAAACAAUAAGCCGUCGGUGAGCCAGUUCAGGUAUCCUCGUCAGGUGCCGGUGAAAAGUUCAAAAGCAGAAUUUAUAAGCAAAGACUUGGUCCGGAGAGGGUUCCGAAGCGUUGGACCCACAGUGGUUUACUCGUUCAUGCAGGUUGCUGGUCUAACCAAUGAUCAUCUCAUAAGUUGCUUCCGGUUCCACGAGUGUAUAGCUGGAGAAGAAUUGGCUGAGAGAAACCAAGUUAAAGCCGGUAAGACUGAAGCAAGAAAGCACAGAGAAACCACCGGUUUGGGACUCUCGAAACUCAAGUAAUUGAAAGUUCCACUAGCAAUGAACAUGAAGGCUCGCAAUUUUCUCGGGUUUCUGUGUAAUAGUUUAUGCUGAUACAGUGUAGAGGCAAACUGUAUUUUGGGAUAUGUUGAUUCGUCCUCUGUGUAAAGCUACGGAUGAUAUGCCUGUUGUUUUACGUCAAUAUUCUUCAAUGUUCAUCGUCAUAAUAAUUCCUAUACUUCGAUGAA
Messenger RNA from Punica granatum (pomegranate), 1980 nucleotides. Lineage: Eukaryota; Viridiplantae; Streptophyta; Magnoliopsida; Myrtales; Lythraceae. The record is from RefSeq and is a predicted model, not a curated record.